CUGAGGAUGGCGCUUCUUAUGUCUGUUCUAACAGAGAGACCUGGUUCGAAAAUAUUUUAAUUUUCCGUUGCAAGCCCACAGAUCAUCCGCAGUGCCGUGUAACCCGCGGCUUUAAAGCUGGACAAUCUGAACUUUCUUUUCUUCUUUUUUGCAAUCUUCCAGCUGUCAAAGAACGUAUUUUUCUGAUUACGUAAGUUAUCUGUAGUUCGAGUUCAUGAAAUCCAGAACUGCUAGUUUCGCCAUUGCAAGAUUGAUAUGUACCCGAAAGCUAAUGCAUUAAUCAAACUUCAGUUCUUAGUCUCCACCUCGCAUCAAUUUCUCUCUACGGGAAAGAAUCGAGUUGUUAGAAGGGCCCUUUUUUGCACUACCACCACCUAUUCGACGUUAUGCCAGACCCAUGGCGAAACAGUUGCUGAGAGUAGUAAAGACUAUCCACAGGACGCUGCUGAAGUUCUUAAGGGAUCAGGCUGUAGCCAACCGCAGUUUGAAAUACUCGUAGAAGAAGGUGCUAAGGACUCCAUUGGAGUGCUGAAGCAAUGGGGUUGUAGCGAGGAUGACGUAUCCAAGUUAAUCUUACGUAGACCUUCAUUGCGCUGUGCUGAUGUUGUUCAGCUUCAAUCUAAGCUUAACAUACUCAGUGGGUUAGGCCUUACCUCAUCUGAUCUUGUUAGGAUCAUCCAUUGUCGCCCACGAUUUCUUAGUUGCCGUAUUAAUCAUUGCUUUGAUGAGAGAAUCCAUUAUUUUAUGACAUUGUUUGGGUCUAGGGAAGUGCUGCAUAAGGCCAUUAUCAGAAACCCAUCACUCUUGACAUAUGACUUGCACAAUAAGAUCAAACCUGUUGUUGCUCUGUACGAAGAAAUGGGUAUUGAUCGAGAGGACUUGAUUCCUAUGCUCCUAUCUCGACCUACAUUGAUUCCAAGAACCUCGUUUAACGAUGAGAAGAUGGAGUACAUACGAAAAACUGGGGUUUCCAAGUACUCCAAAAUGUUUAAGUAUGUGGCCACAAUAAUUGGCAUCUCACGGCUUGACACUAUCCGUGAAAAGGUAGCUAAUUUUGAGAAGUUUGGAUUUUCAGAUGAUAUAGUUUGGGGCCUUUUUGGACGCUCUCCUCUUAUUUUGACAUUAUCAGUUGAUAAGGUUCAGAGGAAUAUGACUUUUGUCUUGGCUACAAUGAAGCUUCCUGCAACCGUGGUCUUGGAGCAUCCCUUUUUGCUUUUCAAUAAUCUAGAGGCUGUUUUGAAACCUCGGUUUCUUCUUGCUGAGAAGAUAGAUGAAAUGAAUAUUCAGCCGCAAAUUAAAGGACCUACCAUGUUAACAGCACUGAGGAUGAAAGAAAAACGAUUCCUGAAAGCAUUCAUCACAUGUCACCCCGAAGAUGUUGUGAAUGACUUGAUGGAGUUCUACAAAAACGCCAAAUGCAUCAAACGACUAGCAGAAGCUUCGAAGAAAGUUGUGCAUAAGGGAUUUCCUUUUUGAUCAUUUUGCAUAUUGAAUGCAUCAAAUGCCACCCAUGCUAACAGCAAGGAGGAUGAAAGAGAAACAAUUCCUGAAAGCAUUCAUCCCAUGUCACCCAGAAGCUAUUGCCAAUGAGUUGAUGGAGUUCUACAAAAAUGCAAAGUGCAUCAAACAACUGC
Carica papaya (papaya) is the source of this 1634-nucleotide messenger RNA. Lineage: Eukaryota; Viridiplantae; Streptophyta; Magnoliopsida; Brassicales; Caricaceae. The record is from RefSeq and is a predicted model, not a curated record.